This is a messenger RNA of Lycium ferocissimum, 932 nucleotides long. RefSeq lists its product as uncharacterized. Bases 76 to 702 code for a protein of 208 amino acids. The transcript has a single exon. The record is from RefSeq and is a predicted model, not a curated record. NCBI's taxonomy places the organism in Eukaryota, Viridiplantae, Streptophyta, Magnoliopsida, Solanales, Solanaceae.
UGACACAUUUACCAUCAUCACCAAGUAUUGUCACAAGAAUUCAAGUAGAAAACAAAUACUAUUUCAUUUUCAAAAAUGACUUCUUCAAAGUUAAGGCAUUCUUGUUCCUUCCCAAUUUUACUUCUUUCUUUUUUGAAUUUCAUUCUUUUAAUUCUCUCAGCAGCCUCAGUAGCUCCUAUAGUUGUCCUCAAAACUCCACCAACUUCACUAGGUUGGUCUUUCCUCAUGGUUUCUGCCAUAUCACUUCUUUCUUGUUUCAUUGGUUUCUAUUCCCAACUAACUCAUUGUUGCUUCAUAACACACCUCUCCCUUCUCUUGGCAUCGUCCAUCGGCCAAUUACUAGGCAUUCUAGCCUUGUUCACUAAGGAAAAAUCGAGUCUUUCGAUGCUGAAAUCACCGAGAGACCCUAGAGAAGCUAAAGUUUUGGUGAGAUUGGAAUGUGGGGUUUUGAUGGCUAUGUUUGUAAUGCAAUUGGGAGUGUUGGUUUUGACUUGUGCAGUGCAGAGUUGUUGGGUGAGAGAUUAUGAAGGUCUUGAGGCAGAGAGAGAGGCAUGGUCAAGGAAGAGGAAUCAGAGGAUUGCAAAAGUUCAAGAAGAGUCUAUGGCAAAUGCAACAAAGAUUUCUGAAAUGAAAGCUAAGGAGUUGGAUGAGAAGAUUAAGAACAAAUAUGGUCAGUGGGUAAAAACUGAUUUUGAAGGCUAGGUUCAUACAGAAGCAAAUUAAGGUCUUAAAUAUGCAUUUGUUGGGUGUAGUAGUUGUUCUAAUGAUGUUUUUGAGAGUCACUAGUGGGUGGCUAUAUUUGGGAUUUGGAGAUUGUUUUUAUUAGUGUAAAUAAAGCCUUGUUACAACUUUUAUCUUGAUGCAAAAUAUGUCCCAUUCAGUUAUGCAUUUGUUCUCACCAAUUUCCAGUGUAAUAUAUUAAAAGUUCUUUA